This is a messenger RNA of Monopterus albus (swamp eel), 2938 nucleotides long. It is a transcript of the gene tmem260, whose product is annotated as transmembrane protein 260. NCBI's taxonomy places the organism in Eukaryota, Metazoa, Chordata, Actinopteri, Synbranchiformes, Synbranchidae. Bases 834 to 2879 code for a protein of 681 amino acids. The record is from RefSeq and is a predicted model, not a curated record. The transcript is spliced from 21 exons.
GUGACUGCAGGCUGUGCAUCAAGCCAGACACUUCAGCUGACAUGUUGAAGGCUGUUUUCACCUCAAUGUGACCGAGCAAACUGGACUGCCACAGGAGGAUGACGCAUAUUGUAUGCUGCUGUUAAUUCCCCACUAUUUUUGUCUUGUGAGACUGUUUCAUCACAUACCCACACUGCACUGGGUCCAGGCCCAAGGUCAAAUGCCUCACACAGGACUCUCGCUUUCAUGCAGUUGGAUCUCACCAACUUUCACUUGAUGGUUUUUGCCCAGUAGAUUGCUCCACUGUUUUCUGAGUAAAAGGAGAGAGUGGCAAUUGUACAUGACAGGAAGCAGUAAGAAUCAGCCAGAGGGUGGCCAGGGGUGGCAUGGGCUAUCCCCAGGACCUGAAUGGCCACUCCUAGUGCCGCCCCUGCCGGAGUCAAAAUGUGAUGUGUGUCGGUAUUAAUGAAUGAAACACAAUGAGAAACUAUUGCCACUGUGCAGCAGCGGUGUCCCUGACUGGGAGUAAAAAGGAGCACAGCCAGACUUAGAUGUGCCACGCCUCUCUGAGUCUGUGUCCCAGCCUGGCCACCCCGUCUGAAACUUUCUAGAUCUGCCCCUGUGCGUACGUGCAUCAAAAGGUCACCCAAGCAAUGCCUAUUUGACAACUGCAUGACGGCAAAAAUAGUGCACUUUUGUUCUUUUAACAUCUACAGUGUGUGAAUUUGCACAUGUGGACAAUCUCAGUGAGCAACUGUUUAGCAGUGAGAAUGUUUACAGGGUGAUGAAUGGUUGUAAUAUAACUGCAAAGCAGAUUCAAAAAGGGCUUAACUGGAUUACACCUCAUUUCAAGGAUGCUUAAGCACCGCAGCCCAACGGAUAACCAAGCGUGGAUUAGCAGUGACAUCAUACUGAAGAGAUGGCUGAGCCCAAGUGUGAGUACGGGAGAGUUGAUCACCACUGCUUGUGAGCUGGGGGUGGCUCAUCCUCCAGGAUACCCUCUCUUCACCCUACUAGCUCGACUGGCUAUGUGUCUCUUGCCCUGGCUCUCUCCAGCCCACAGUGUCAACCUGAUGAGUAGCCUGCUGGGGGCUGCAGCCUGUGGUGCUCUCUGUAUGACUGUCUGCAGGUUGGCAGGUCCUGGUCCUGGAGCGGUUCUGGCUGGAGGACUGUUUGCUGUGUCCAGACUGAGCUGGCAGUGGUCCACGGUGGCAGAGGUCUUCACCCUCAACAACCUUUUUGUUGGUCUGCUCUUCUCAUUGACCGCUAGCUUCCACAGUGCUGAAAACGCCUUGCAGAGGAGGAAGAUUGCACACUGGGGGGCGCUAUGCUGUGGCUUUGGGCUCUGUAACCAGCACACCCUGGUACUCUAUGUACUGGUCAUCAUUCCCUGGGUCCUUCAUCAGCUCUUCUGUCACAAGGAGCUGUUUCUUCAUGGCCUUACGUCUCUGGGAGUGUGUUUCCUUGCUGGCUUUCUGCCCUACACCUACCUACCCAUUUCCUCCUACCUGAACACAGCGCGCUGGAGCUGGGGGGAUCAGACCACCUUGUCAGGCCUGAUGACCCACCUGUUGAGGGCCGAAUAUGGCACCUUCAGUCUAGCAAAGACUGAGAGUUCUGUGAACUUGACCACAAUGCUACAGGCCCAGAUGGACCACUGUCUUGCGGACCUAUCCCUUCCUGUUCUGGUGCUGGCAGGAACAGGCCUGUUCCUUUCCUCGUGGGACAGGGCAUGUCGCCCGGUGCCCUGGCUGUUGACCGCCAUGAUGGUGGUCUACUCUCUGUUUUUUGCUUGGAGAGCCAAUCUGGAUAUCAGCAGACCCUUACUGCUUGGAGUGGUUGAGCGUUUCUGGCUCCAGAGUGACGCUGUGCUGUGUGUGCUGGCAGGCCUCGGCUUGAGCCGGACUCGCGCUGAGCUGGAGCGGAGGCUGGGCCACGGGGGGGUGUGGAAGACCACAGGCUGGCUCCUCACUAUGGCUCUGCUGGCACAUAUGGUGCACACCAAUCACAGGGAGUGUGAUCAGAGCGGUAACAGUGUGGUGGAGAGAUUCGGCAGGGAACUUUUGGCCUCCGUCCCAAAAGACUCGAUCAUCCUGACCAGAGGAGAUCUGCCUGGAAACUCGCUGCGCUACUUGUACUACUGCCAAGGCGUACGGCCCGAUGUACGUCUGGUAGAUCAGGAGAUGAUGACAUACAGUUGGUAUGUGGCCAAGCUGGCGCAGCACCUCCCUGGGGUCCACUUUCCUGGCCACUGGUGGGACCCGGCCCACCCUGAGGACAAAGGCACCUUCACCCUGGAGCACUUUUUGUCCCGCAACACACAGAGGGAUGUGUUUGCCUGUAUUGGGCUGCCUAAUGGAGAUGCAAGCUGGGAGCGUAGUUUCACUCGCUGGCCCCUGGGUGUGUGUGACUACUUAGUGCCUGUUCAGAGGCAGUUUCACCCAGAAGAGUGGGCUCAGCGUACUCGCAACAUCUACAACUGGAGUGAGCCACACAACAGUUUCCAUCCUGCGUCCUGGGAGCGUGUCGCUAAUGAGGAGAUGUGGCAAGCCAGGAUGAAGACAGCUUUCUUUCUGUUUGACCUGGCAGAAAUGAUGCAGGGAGAGGGGAAAGCUCGCCUCUUUGAGCUGUCUUACACUCUGUAUAAGGAGAUUGUGGAGGCCCACUCAGACUACCCCCCAAACUGGGACAAGAACUUGGCACUGGCCUGUGAGAGGCUGCUUCGCUCAGGUCACCGGGGCUACAGUCCAGACAGCCUGCUGACCUGCAGUGCCCAGCACUUCAAACUCUAUUUAGAGAAGGAACCCACGGAUCCCCAGGCGCCAGCCAUACGUUCAGCCAUAACUCACCUGCUCAAGGAGAGAGGCAGGCUCCGUCAGAGUCAGGAGCAAACCCUGUGACAGGAUACAGAGAGCCCUUCAUGGAGCUGGCACACUGAGAGUGUGUCACGAGCCCAGCC